ACUGGUAUAUGAGCAAUUAAUUCAUAGGGUUAAAAUAACUACUGCUAAUUAUAAUUAUCUAUUAUAUUACUGUACUAGUCUGUGAUUUUGUUUUUUUAGGAAAAUUUUAGAAAACAGGUACGUACUACUAAAACCCCAUGGAAUAGUUCUCAUCCUCAAAAAGCUUGGUCGGUCGUUUGUUCGGCCGGGGGGCAGGCGGGUGGGUGUACGCACGUACUGUACGUAUGUAUUUAUGAAUAUCUGGCUUAUAUUUAGUAGGACAAGCGAAACAGAAAAAUAGUGGCAAAAUAGUGGAGUUCAAAAACCCAAAAUGAAGUCCAGGGUCUGAAAACUUCUAAUAUCAUGUGCUUCACAAUAUGGGAAGGACUGAGGUCCAGCUGAAGUCAUGAAAACCAACAAAUCAAAUAUAUCUAGAAAUAGACAGCAUGUUAAAACCAACUUAGAUAAAAGCAAUGUAGCAGGAUGAAAUGGGCUGCACCUGCUACACAGGUGUUGGCAAUCCUCUGGAUUGCCAAAAGGGUGUGGUGGAGCCUAUAAAAGGCAGAGUUGCUUUGUGCCUGGACACUGCACUCUGAAGACGGGAUGCCGCACUGUACUACAGGUUCCAGGCCCAGUCAGUGGGACACCUGAAACCUGGUGUAUGGAAUGGUGGCACCAGGGUGUCUUAAGGGGGCUUAUCUAACUCAUAAGAAAACUGUCUUAAAAUAUAAACAAAAAAUAAGGCAAUUUGGUUAAACAAGAAUACAGAGACAAGAUAAGUUAAUCGAAUACAUACCCUUUUUAAUUUACAAGGUAGUGACAGACUUCAAAGAAAGAAUAGUCAAAUGUGGAAUACGAAGACAAAGUCCAGAAUCUUUGAAUCUUUAUACCACUUUUGGGUGUUGCUGUUGGGUGAGUGCUUCUUGCCUACUUUAAAACUAUUAAAUAUGAUACAUUUCAUUAAAAAAAUGUCUUCAUACAUCAUUUUUAAAUAUGUCACUACAGUAAGACAGUGAAAGAACCCGGGGGAACAGGUUUUUAUCUCUCUAGGGUGUUUCCUUUACCAAGAAUAGCAAAUAAUUAUGGUUCCCAUUCCCAUCUUAAAGGGUGGAAUGUGAAAACCUGAUUUGUCACUUUUUGGUUUUUAGCUUCAUAUGAAACAAAAUCUCAUUGCAGAACUUUGUCAGUUUCAGAAGCAGGCAAAGUGGUGAAGGUAAGUACAUGGUAGACAGGUACACUGGUUUCUAUUUGCAGGAUCCCUCGUCUAAUGUCUGAGUUCAUUUUCAAGUAAAACUCGCCAUGGAGAUGAAAGUUUUCCUUCUUGUGCUGUUGAAGUUGGCAAUUUCCAUUACAGGAUUCAGUCCAAUCGAAGUGGAAAUUAUUGAUCUGACAGAUGAAACAAAAGUAAACAAUGAUUCACUGCACGAUGACAUCCUUGAGCUUCCAUUUCAAAGAAGUACCCUUAUUGGAAAUGAUGAAACUCGUUGGACAUCUCCAGUCCCAUAUGUCCUAAACAAAAGCCUUGACUUGAAUGCUAAAGGAAUCAUCCUGAGAGCUCUUGACCAGUUCAGGUUAAAGUCCUGUAUUGACUUCAAACCACGAGAUGCUGAGGUGUAUUACAUCUCCAUAGAAAAUUCUUACGUUGGGAGACGAGUUAAAAAUGGUCAGGUUUUAUCCAUUGGUGCAGACUGUGAUUCUAUAGCUGUUGUUGAACACGAGAUUCUUCACGCUCUCGGCUUCUUCCACGAACAGUCCAGAUAUGACAGAGAUGACUUUGUGACCAUUGUAUGGGACAACAUUAUUUCAGGUAAAGAGCACAAUUUUGACAAGGUUGGCAGUGAUGUAAGUACCACACAUGGAACACCUUACGACUACAUGUCAGUGAUGCACUACAACAAAGAUGCUUUCAACAAUGGAAAUGGCUCUACCAUCAUCACCAAAGACCCCAAAUUCCAAAAUGUAAUUGGUCAAAGGCUGGAGAUGAGUUACUACGAUGUUCAGGAGUUAAACCGUCUCUACAAUUGCAAUUCAACUAUAGCCUUUAACAUGUACUGUGGCUUUUCUAAUGGAACCAUGUGCAGAAUGGAUCGUUGUUCAAAGGGCAACAUCAACUGGGAAGUGGUAACACAAGUUUCCGGAGGUCCAAAUUCUGAUCACACAACUCUGCCCAGUGGAAGCAAAAACUACAGUGGAGAAGUAGGCUACUUCAUGCAUGUUAGCACAGCCACAGGUCAGGAGGGAGACACAGCACAACUGGAAACUCAGAGGAUGACUCCCAAAAGAGACUGUCAUAUCCAGUGUCUCCAGUUCUACUAUUACCACAGUGGAAAUGAGUCUGAUGUUCUCAACAUCUGGAUCAGAGAGUUUGAGAAUGAACAGGACUCAACAGGAACCCGACGCCUCAUAGGGCAGAUCACUGGUUCCCAAACAUCUCACUGGAGGCUUCAUCAUGUUUCCUUAAAUGCGUCUAAGAGCUUCCAGGUGGUGUUUGAAGCUCAGAAAGGAGCAGGACUUUCUACAGGAGGCUUCUCAGUUGAUGACAUCAAUCUGUACGAGACUGAAUGUCCACAUUUACCACUGCAGAUUGAUGACUUUGAGAGAGUGCUGAAGACUAGUGUCUCAGGAUCCCGCAUAUACAGUUCACGGCAGUACUCCAGUGAGGGUUAUGCUUACCGGUUUGCUGUUAUAUUUUAUAAGACAUAUUUUGGACUGUUCGUGCAACUCUUGUCUGGUGAUUAUGAUGGUCAGUUAGAGUGGCCUUGUUUAGGAAGACAAAUAUUCUUUCAAAUGCUGGAUCAGACUCCCAACAUUCAGCAGCAGAUGUCAAAGCGGUCGAGUUUCACCACAAGUGGAAAUGAUCCCUCUGCUAGGUGGAACAACCCUCGUGAGACUGGAACUCAGCAGUUUGUAGAUGAGAAUAAUCAAGCAGUCUAUGGUGGACCACUUAUAGGUUUCGGAUCUUUUGCUAUUUUGGAGAAAACACAAGAUGGAGAGUUUCUCAAAGGAGGAAGUGCUGUCUUUGCUCUUAACUUUCAAGAUCUCAAUCCACUACUAAAUGGAAGUUCUCUUGCAUGUCCUCAAGUAAGACCAAUAAACUUUACCCCUUAUCCCACCAAUGACGAUGGACGCCCAUGUUCAUGGACAACAUCAAGUGCUCAAUUUCCCAUGACUACACCUUCAUCCACCAAUGGACCAUUUGUACACAACUCCACUAAAUAUCCCUCAACUUCACCAAAUCCUACUGAUAAAGUUGAUGACAGGACAACAUCAAAUACUCUAUUACCCAUAACUACACCUCCAUCCACCAAUGGACCAUAUGUUCACAGCACAACUAAAUUUCCCUCAACUCCACGAAAUCCUACUGAUGACAGGACAACACAAAGAACUCCAUUUCCCAUGACUACACCUCCAACACAACCAAAUCCUACUGAUAAUUUUUAUGAUGGGACAACAUCAAGUACUACAUUUCCCAUGACUGCUCCUCCAGGAACCAGUGGACCAUUUGAACACAAGACCACUAAAAACCCCUUAACUUCACCAAAUCCUACUGAUGAAGUUCAUGACGGGACAACAUCAAGUACUACAUUUCCCAUGACUGCUCCUCCAGGAACCAGUGGACCAUUGGUACACAAGACCACUAGAAACCCCUUAACUUCACCAAAUCCUACUGAUGAAGUUCAUGAUGGGACAACACCGGGAACUCCAUUCCCCAUGACUACACCUCCACCCACCAAUGGACCAUUUGUACAUAACACAACUAAACUUUCCUCAAGUUCACCAAAUCCUACUGAUGAAGUUGAUGACAGGACCACACCAAGAACUAAAUUCCCCAUGACUAGGCCACCAGUCACCAAUGGAUCAUUUGUCCACAACACAACUGAAUAUUCAUCAACUUCACCAAGUCGGCCAGAUAGGGAUGACGACAGCAUCUUUUGCCACUCGCCUGACAUGAUACCCUCUGUCACCAUCAUCUUCCUCCUUGUCCUGAUGAUUCUGGCGCCUUAAUGUGGAUGUUUUUCACUUUUUAUAUGAUUAAAGAAUAAGGUGAUUAAAUCAAUUCAGUCUGGAAUUUGUAUGGUUUAAUUGCAAUAUUAAAAGAUCCUUCUAUCAGGAACAACAAACACUGACAUAAAAGAAAAAUGAUAUUGAUAAGAAGGUGGAUAAUUUUUUUUUUUUUUUUUUAGAUAAUCAGUUAAUAGAUUUGUAUCAACUGCGAAAUGGAAAGCAUAAAACUAGAAUAAGAGUCAUUUACAUAAGAAGUUAGUUUCUUUUUAGCCAUAAAUUUGUGGCCAGUUGUUUCAAAUUUUGAAAACAUUUUUAAAUAGAAGUGAAAGGGUAUUUUUAAUUUGUAAAUGAUGUAUGGGAGAAAAAUUCUUAAGCUUCUCCACACAUAACCUUAGCUUGUUACUUUUUCAUUUAUGUAAGAUCGAUUAGAAAGGGAUGUUACGCAAUUUUUUUUUUCACUGUGAUUCAUCAGACACUUGAUGCUGAAUGAUUUUCCUGAUAUAAAUAUGGUGUUCAUGGGGAUAGAUUUUUAAACGAUGUGGCUUACUGAGCCCUGAGCAGUUUUCAUUGAACUAUAGCCUAAGAUAAACACUGACUUAUGAUAACAGUUGGAAACUUUCACAAAUGUUUGUUGUGUUUUACUGAAAAUCUUAUGAACAAAUAAAUAUAUGACAAAAAAUUGUAAAAACUGUGUGGUCUUUGAACAUAAAUGAAUAUAUUUUACUAUGUACAACUUUCUUCAGCACUGUAUAAAUGCUAACACUACUGACACAAUGAUCAGAUUGGUCUU
Messenger RNA from Oryzias melastigma (Indian medaka), 4774 nucleotides. Its product is annotated as meprin A subunit beta. Gene Ontology annotation, molecular function: protein binding; metalloendopeptidase activity; zinc ion binding. Gene Ontology annotation, cellular component: membrane. Gene Ontology annotation, biological process: proteolysis. The record is from RefSeq and is a predicted model, not a curated record. Lineage: Eukaryota; Metazoa; Chordata; Actinopteri; Beloniformes; Adrianichthyidae.